Colius striatus (speckled mousebird) is the source of this 3597-nucleotide messenger RNA. It is a transcript of the gene KIF18A, whose product is annotated as kinesin family member 18A. The coding region runs from base 219 to 3008 and encodes 929 amino acids. Gene Ontology annotation, biological process: microtubule-based movement. Gene Ontology annotation, molecular function: microtubule motor activity; microtubule binding; ATP binding. NCBI's taxonomy places the organism in Eukaryota, Metazoa, Chordata, Aves, Coliiformes, Coliidae. The transcript is spliced from 17 exons. The record is from RefSeq and is a predicted model, not a curated record.
GCGAUUUCUCCAGCGCUUACUGUCGCGCUGCUGACGUCAUGAGGGCAGCGGCCAAUGAGGCGGCGGGAGGGGGCGGGCCGCUUGUGUUUGAAUUGGGCGGCAGGAGGUGGCGGCGGCGGUUGGCCCGGCCGCGGAACCGAGCGGACCUGAGAACAGAUUCAGCUGUUUGAUCUCGAAGAGUCUUGGAAUUGAAGAAGGAGAACAAAAGGGACAUUGUUAUGUCUGCUGCUAAGGAGGAAGUCUGUAAUCAUGUGAAAGUGGUGGUCCGUGUCCGCCCAGAAUCUCAAAAGGAAAAAGAUGGCAACUUUAGCAAGGUUGUUCACGUUGUUGACCAGCAUAUAUUGGUCUUUGAUCCAACGGAGGAAGAAGUUAGCUUCUUUCACGGGAAGAAACAGACCUAUAGGGAUAUUGCUAAAAGAAAAAAGAAAGAUCUUAAAUUUGUGUUUGAUGCUGUUUUUGCUGAAAGUUCAUCCCAGAUGGAAGUUUUUGAGCAUACUACAAAAACUAUAAUCGAUGGCUUCUUAAAUGGAUAUAACUGCACAGUGCUUGCAUAUGGUGCAACGGGAGCUGGGAAAACUCAUACAAUGUUAGGUUCCUCUGAAGAUCCUGGAGUGAUGUAUUUAACCAUGAUGGAACUUUAUAAUUGCAUGGACCAGAUAAAAGAAGAUAAAAUAUGCAAUGUUGCUAUCUCUUAUUUAGAAGUCUACAAUGAACAGAUCCGUGAUCUGCUGGUCAACUCAGGACCUCUGGCUGUUCGUGAAGAUACGCAGAAAGGGGUGGUAGUACAAGGGCUAACAUUACAUGAGCCUAAAUCAGCAGAGGAAAUCCUUCAAAUGUUGGACUAUGGAAAUAAAAAUAGAACACAGCACCCCACAGAUGUAAAUGCCACCUCUUCCCGGUCCCAUGCUGUCUUUCAGAUUUAUCUCCGGCAGCAAGACAAAACAGCUAGCAUCAAUCAAAACGUUCGCAUCGCCAAGAUGUCCCUCAUUGACCUGGCAGGAUCCGAACGUGCCAGCGUGACUAAUGCCAAGGGGGCUCGCUUCAGGGAAGGGACCAAUAUCAACCGCUCCCUGCUCGCUCUUGGGAAUGUCAUUAAUGCCUUGGCAGAUCCAAAGAGCAAUAACAAGCACAUUCCUUAUCGAAACAGCAAGCUCACUCGUUUAUUGAAAGAUUCUCUCGGAGGGAACUGCCGAACAAUAAUGAUAGCUGCUGUUAGUCCAUCUUCCAUGUUCUAUGACGAUACCUACAAUACUCUUAAGUAUGCAAACCGAGCCAAGGAUAUCAAGUCUUCUUUGAAGAGCAAUGUUGUUAGCUUGGACAGUCAUAUAAGCCAGUAUGUUAAAAUCUGUGAUGAGCAAAAGAAAGAGAUCCUAAUGUUGAAAGAGAAACUAAGAGAAUAUGAAGAAAAGCAAGCAAGUAUCCCUAGUAGUCAUAACGCUGCAGUACUUUCAAACAACCAGCAAGCAGAAAUACAAAGAUACAAAGAAAUCCUUAAAAAUGUGUUCUCAAACCGUGAGGAGAUCAGAAAAGAAUACCUCAAGUUGGAAAUGCAACUGAAGGAAAACACACUGAAGACACAUUACCAGAAAAAGUGUCAUGAACAAAUUCAACUCAUAUGCUCUGAAGAAAGAGUAGAAAGGGCCACUUGCAAGCGGGAUCAAAGGCUUGCGAUGCUUAGAACCCACCGCUUACACAUGCAGAAGAGGAAAGAAGAGGAGGUUCAACACUUCGAAGAAAAUAACAGUUGGCUGCAUCGUGUUGAAAAUGAAAUGUGCCUCCUGGGUCAAGAUGGGUGUAUGCCAAAGGAACUCAGUAAAGAUCUGCAGUGUUGCCAUUUAAACCUAGAAGUCAAGGAUCUGAAAGCCCAGAUCAAGCACAUGUUAUCUCUGGUGGCCCUUCAAGAUCAGCAUUAUAAGCAGACAGAAAAAGUACUAAGUACUUUGCUUCCAGUUCUUCGUAAGCAAUACCUGACUUUGAAAGAAGCUGGAUUGACCAAUAAUUUAACUGAGACUGAAUUUGAAGAGGUUGAGCAGCUGAUUCAAAGACAAAAAUCAGUAGUUUGGGCUGACCAGACUGAAGAAAAUGAACAAAAUCAAAACCAUGAACUAAAGUUGCUGACUGUCUUGGCAUUCCCACAACUUUUGAGCAGACCAAACACCCCAUGCCGUUCAACUUCUUGUACACCAUCACAAGAAACUAAUAAAAAUACAUCAGAACUAGGAGAAUAUGCAGGACCACCACAGAAAAGAACGAAGCGGAGGCUGAUGGACUCUCCAGUCACAGUUCAAACUCCUGUUGCUCACAAGCAUUCCAGUCUCCAUCAUCUAGAGGAUUCUCUUACCAAGGAGGUCCACCCCAUAAUAUACACACCAGAAGUUUGCAGAAAGCCGCUACAAAGUUGCAAUACACAAACUGUGGUAAAGAAAGCUUUACCCCUUGCAGGCUUCCAGGAAAACAAUGUGUCUACUAUAGAUAUGCCAGUGAAAAAGGCAAGUAUGAUGGACUCUGCAUCUGACAUAAUCCAAGAGCACAACGAAGAUGACAUGAACACAACAGUAACUAUCUGUGAAAGGACAGAUGAAAUAACUGAAACGUCUAGGGACUCAUCUGUGAAGGAGUUAAAACCACCCAGUAACAGCAUUCUGCAAAGACUUAAUAUCUCUUCCUUAAAAAACAAAAAUUCUACUUCAGCAUUUGAGACGCCCUCGUAUAUGGCCAUGACGUCUGCUGCUGAGAGCAAAAGGAAAAUGUUAAGUUGGACAUCAAACACUGCAUUGGGCAGCCUGCAAGACCCUGUUUCUGCAAAACGCAUUCAACAGCAGGUCAUGUUAAGCCGUGGAGCUUUGAGAGUACCCAAAAUGACUGGAAUUAAAAGGAGCUGGAAGCAAGAACAGGAUGAGUCAAACCUAGUUAGAAGCUGUUCUGAAGGAAAUGUGGCAUUGGGUGUGAAGUCAAGGACAUCAAAAAAUCUUUUACUUCGUGCUUGUAAGAAAAAAAAUAGGAUUUAGUUCUGAGUUCAUCGGUGUUUAAAGCAGGAUUGAUAAGAUAACAAAUGAACAGGGAUACUCUUGUUAUUUUUGUGUUGAAGAUGUCUGUCUCAGUAAUGCACUAUUUCAGAGAACCACUUUUUGGAAAUACAAGGAUUUUGUUAAAUUGUAAAGUAAGUUCUCUUAUUGUCUCCUGUUAAAGCUUACAAAUCUGUAUUUUAAGAAAUGAAAAAAAAAAUUCAUUUAGAUUUGGGAAUGGGGAAGUGCAAAUUACUCCUUUUACCGUAACCUUUGUGAGCAUUUUCCUCGGUUUGUGACUAACAGAUAAAUACUUCAGACAAUGCAAGUGUUUAAAGGGAUCAGUGGUGCUCUAAUUUUUAGGUGAUACUCUAGAAAAUUAAGACUGACUGUAGGUAAGCAAUUUAAAGAGACUUUCUAAUUCAAAAUUUAGAAAUAAUAUUUUGACCUGCUAAGUUAUUGUCACUGAAACUUCCUAAUGUUAAAAUUUCAUUUGGAAGCAAGUCAAACACAUUAAUAUUAAAAUGCAUUCAUGCUUAGCAUUGAGAUGCCAGUUUAUUUUUAGUUAGAAAAGUUAUCCCAGAUAGUAUCU